AUGGGCUCCAAGAAGCGCAGCUCGGCCUCAGGUGAGACUGGCAACGCCACUGAUGCUUCUUCCUCUCGAAGCGGGCAACCAUCCCGCAGCCUCAGAAGGAGAGCCGGCGACAUUGUGAGCAGCCUCAAUCCGGUGGGAGCGGGCAAGGGCCCUGAUGUCAUGCAGCAGCUCGCUGAGAUUCCCUUCAACGCCGAGGCCUUCCUCCAGGCGAAAGCUGCUCAGGCCAAGACGCUGGAUGCCGAGGCCAGUGAGACCGGUGAGGGCGAGGAUGUCGUCGAGGUUGAGUAUGAGGGCACUCGUCCGUACGUUCCCACGGUUCACGCUCAUCUCAAGGGCGUUGACAAGGUCUGUCGAAACGGGGAAUGGUCGAAACCACUUCAACGCUUCUUGACGAGACUUCAGCUCGGUUCAAACAAUCUCAGCGUCAUUUAUGACUCAGAUCUUGAAAAUGUGGGGAUCGAACCUCCCGAGGAGACCGAGUCUUGGGUCGAACAGAGUGAGCCCUCCAAAUUCGCAGGCCACGUCUACAGAUUCCUUGGCCGUCAGUGUCGAUCCGCCUCUUCAGAUCGCCAUCUCUAUGUCCUCUAUCACCCCGAUGCCGAAUGGCAUACCGACUUCUACGAACUCCUGCAGGACAAGCCUCUGCCCAGCAAUUUCCUCGGCUUCUCCGACAAUCUUGAUGCCCUCGUGGCUUUUGUGAGGUUCAUCCGAAAGCGCCUCGGAAAGCGCGCCAACAACGCCAUGUUCCACCUGCUCAUCCCCUCAUCCCGCCCCAUGUCCAUCCGAGACGCUCUUGAGUUCCCAGAUUUGGGCGAUCUGGUCAUUCACGGUGAGACCCACGGUGGCAACAACUACGUUUGGGUCAAUCUACCCACUUCCGACGACUACCCCGCAAACCUGCUUCUGAAGCAUGUUGAGAACGCCGUCCGCGGUGAGAGCGAAUGGAAGACGACAGCGACAGUCAGCACAGCCAUAGGAGGAUUAACGGCAUCACUGGCUGGCGCGGCUUUCACCCUCAGAGUCAAGGGAGCGCCCUUCCCAUCCCUCAAGACCUUCGGAAUCGGAGCAGUCUGUACCACCAUAGCCGCCCGAAUCAGAGGCGCAGAGUACCUCCCCCUAGCAGUCCUCGGCAUCGGCGGACUGUGCACCACGAUAGCAGCAUUGCAAGUAAACCGAGGCCUGAGCAAGCGCAUCCCCAGACUCAUCGGCGGCACCGACACACCCAAGGAGCCCAAGGCCGAGCCCGAGAAGGAAGAUUCGGCAGCCAGCGAGCAGGACGAGAGCAGGGACGAAACCCCCCACGAAUCAGAUGUCCUCCCCGAGCCAGAGCCGCCAGUUGUUCCAGAGGAGCCAUCCAAGAUCAAAGACGACUCGGACGCUCUUUCUUUCGUCAGCAAGGCAUCCAGCACGAGCAAGUCUUCAAGCAGCAAGAAGCAUCGACGCAGUGAACGUAGUGAGCGAAGUGAGCGCAAGCGUAGGGAUAAAUGA
Fusarium tjaetaba is the source of this 1488-nucleotide messenger RNA. RefSeq lists its product as uncharacterized. The record is from RefSeq and is a predicted model, not a curated record. NCBI's taxonomy places the organism in Eukaryota, Fungi, Ascomycota, Sordariomycetes, Hypocreales, Nectriaceae. The coding region runs from base 1 to 1488 and encodes 495 amino acids. The transcript has a single exon.